This is a messenger RNA of Scatophagus argus, 1946 nucleotides long. RefSeq names its product gamma-glutamylcyclotransferase a (gene ggcta). Bases 267 to 788 code for a protein of 173 amino acids. The transcript has 5 exons. The record is from RefSeq and is a predicted model, not a curated record. NCBI's taxonomy places the organism in Eukaryota, Metazoa, Chordata, Actinopteri, Scatophagidae. Gene Ontology annotation, molecular function: gamma-glutamylcyclotransferase activity.
UGUUGCAACCGAAGUCUGUAGAAGGACUGUAUUUGGAGCUACAGAAAGUUCGUUCGCCAUGCUUAGAUAAAUAACGUUGCAGUUUAUUAAACUGUAAUGGACUGACUUGUCUUUCCUAGGCAUAACAUGGCUUUGAUAAAAUAUCGCGAGACAGACGGAGAGACGGAGACCUUCAUCCAUUAACAGCUACAAACACUGUCCACAGCUUGCAGCUGUGCCCUCUUGUGUCGUGCCGCCGGCAGGAAUCCACGAAGGAAUAUCGAAAGAUGUCAGGUGUUGCCAGCGGUCGCUUCAUGUAUUUCGCUUUUGGAAGCAACUUGCUGAAGGAAAGACUGCAAUUGGCAAACCCCUCGGCGAUAUUUUACACCACCGGCCGGCUUAAGGACUAUGAGUUGAACUUUGGCCUGUGGGAGAAACAUGCAGAAAGCACUUGGCAUGGUGGAGUGGCCACCAUCGAGUCCCAUCCGGGGUCGGAAGUGUGGGGGGUAAUAUGGACUUUGAGCAAUGAAAACCUUGCGAGCCUAGACAACCAGGAAGGAGUAACCCUGGGAAAGUACUCUCCUCUGGUGGUUGCAGUGGAGACUGAAAAAGGUCAGAUGCUCUGCAGGACUUACCAGAUGAACAAUUUCCACGCCUGUCCUCCAUCUCCUCAGUACAAACAGGUGGUGUGUCUGGGUGCAGAGCAGAACGGACUCCCCAAAGAGUACCUGAAGAGGCUGGAGGCCAUUCAAACAAACAACUAUAGCGGCCCCUCAAUCCUUGAUCAAAUCAAAACGGUUACAAAGUAGAGAUUCAAAGCUCCCAUGUUUGACUUUGGAAACAUCAGUGGAAAAACAAACAAACAAAAAACAGGGUCCAUUUAGUGGCACGUUCUGCAGCACAAUUCACUGUCUUCAUGAUUACCUUAAUCAUACAACUAUUAAAUGUUUUAUGACAGUUAAAUGAAAACAGCAUAAUGAAGACUGUGAGAUUCAGUUAACAGAAUGAUGGGGGAAAAAAAGCUAUUACCAACCAUUUUUAAGGUCAAGACUGAAGGACUGAUGAAGUUAUGAAAGUGAGCUGGUACCACUGUGUGGCCAGGAGCUGUUAUUGCAUGCAGUUAAUUGUGAGGCAUUUAGCUGUUCCCAAAGCAUACCUCAUCUUUUAUUUGAGCUGCUAUCAAGUCAUUAAUUUGAGAAGUAUGUUGUCAGAUGAAUUUAAUUUCAGAGACAUCACAAUGGAGGGCUGAAAUAUAUGUGGCAGGUAGAAAAUCAUUCCACUGUUGCUCAGGGGAAUACUAAACGCUGAUUAAACACUUUUAUUGCACUGACUUUAUUAUGACUUUGACCAUUAUGUUCUAUUCCUGCUGAUAGAGGAAGACAGAGUGGCCUCUUUCAGUUGCGUAUGAAAGAAACAUACCUUGGGGUGCUUUCUCAUUGCUUGAUUUAAAAUUAAAUUCUUUAUUACAAAAUGAGAAAUAAAAAUUAAUGAAUCAUUUACGUAAAAGGGAACCACUUUAUUUUUUUCCAACAGAGUGGCCUUUAACAGAAUGAGAAUGUGCACUUCUCCCAACAUUUUUGUUACUCUAGGAAUUAUAGAAAAUACAUGUAUAGUACAAAAAAAACAACUGUCAGGAGAACAGAAGAUAUACUAUAUGUUGAACACCCAAUAUUAUGUUUUAAGUUAUUUUGAAACUCUAGGUAAAUUUCCACAAGUCUAUGCAAAUAUGUAGACUUCACAAUGGCACAAAUCAUAAUUUCUUCUGACAAGAAAACAAAGGCUCAUGCAAGCAACAUGGUCAGAGAUUUGUAAUAACCAAGUGUUCAUGAACUCUGGGAAUUCAGCAGAAAUGGCAAGAAUUUGGCUUCAGAACUGCAAAAUGAGCAAGGACAUAAACCAUCUGCAGGAGUUAGUUACCAAGAAACAUUUUCCCCCUUAAACUGUUUAACUGUAGAUGGAUGGAGUGA